AUGUCCAAAGUGGCCAAAUACCGGCGACAAGUUAGUGAAGAUCCAGAUAUUGACAGUUUAUUGUCUACUCUGUCUCCGGAGGAGAUGGAAGAGCUGGAAAAGGAGCUGGAUGUGGUGGAUCCAGAUGGAAGCAUCCCUCUGGAGCUGAGUCAGGCAAACCAGAAGGAGAAGUCCCCGGGUGGGCAGCAGAACUGCGACGCGGUGCUCAACCACUGCGAGAAGGAGGCCAGGAAAGUGAUCCAGAGGGAACAUUCCAUAGAUGAAAGCAGAUUGAGCGAGAAGAAGAAGGGAGACAAAAAUGAAGAAGAAAAGGGAAAGGAAGCACCUUCCAAAGACCUGGCCCGGAAAAGGGAGACAAAAGUGGGGAAAGACUCGAAAAAGGAAGAAAAUGGUGAGAAAUCAGACCCAAAAGUCAAAGCUGAGACUGAGACCAAGGCCAAAGAGGAGAAAGCCAUCAAUGACAAAGUCAAGGCCAUGGAGAAAAAGCUGAUGGGGAAGGACAAAAAGGAGGAAGAGAAGAGCUCAGCAGUGAAGAAGGAUAUGGGGAAGGAGAAAAAGGAGGAAGAAAAGGGCUCAGCAACAAAGGACACAGGGAAGGAGAAGAAGGAGGAAGAAAAGGGCUCAGUUUUAAAGAAGGACACAGGGAAGGAGAAAAAAGAGGAAGAGAAGGGCUCAGCAGAGAAGAAGGAGACAGGGAAGGAGAAAAAAGAAGAAGAAAAGGAUUCUGUGUUGAAGAAGGGCCCAGGGAAGGACAAAAAGGAGGAAGAGAAGAGCUCGGGAUUAAAGAAAGAGGCAGAAAAAGACACAAAGGGAGAAGAUAAGAAAGAAAAAGAUAAAAAGGAAGAGGAAAAGAGCUCAGCUUUGAAAAAACCCAAGGCAGGUGAGGAGAAAUCCCAGGCAGAGGAGGAGAAAGCAGGGGAGAAGAAACAGGAGACCAAGGUGGCAGCGGAGAGCAGCCCCUCCAAGCCCACCAGCACCACCAGCCCCCCGGAUCAGGCCAAGGAUGACGAGGCCUCCAGCAUCUUUGAUGAGCUCAUCGAGAAGGUGAAGAACAACGACGCUGAGGUGACCGAGGUGAACGUGAACAACUCGGACUGCAUCAACAACGAGACCCUGGUGCGCUUCACCGAGGCCCUGGAGUUCAACACCGUGGUCAAGCUCUUCGCCUUGGCCAACACCCGCGCCGACGACCACGUGGCCUUCGCCAUCGCCAUCAUGCUCAAGUCCAACAAGGUGUUGACCAGCAUCAACCUGGACUCCAACCACAUCACGGGCAAAGGCAUCCUGGCCAUUUUCCGGGCGCUGCUGCAGAACGACACGCUGACGGAGCUGAGGUUCCACAACCAGAGGCACAUCUGCGGGGGGAAGACGGAGAUGGAGAUCGCCAAGCUCCUGAAGGAGAACACCACCCUCCUGAAGCUGGGCUACCACUUCGAGCUGGCCGGGCCACGCAUGACGGUCACCAACCUGCUGAGCCGGAACAUGGACAGGCAGAGGCAGAAACGCCUCCAGGAGCAGAAACUGGCACAGGAACGUGGGGAGAAGAAAGACCUUCUGGAGGUGCCUAAACCUGGAGCCCUGCCGAAAGGGUCUCCCAAGCCGUCCCCGCAGCCGUCGCCCAAGGCUUCCCCCAAAAGCUCUCCCAAGAAAGGGGGGGCACCCACGGCGCCGCCCCCGCCGCCCCCUCCGCUGGCCCCACCGCUGAUCAACGAGAACCUGAGGAACUCCCUCUCCCCAGCCACCCAGAGGAAGUUGGGAGACCGGGCACUGCCCGUCCAGGAGAAGAACUCGCGGGACCAGCUGCUGGCGGCCAUCCGCUCCAGCAACCUCAAGCAGCUCAAGAAGGUAGCGGUGCCGAAGCUGCUGCAGUAG
Molecule: messenger RNA, 1872 nt
Organism: Chaetura pelagica (chimney swift)
Lineage: Eukaryota; Metazoa; Chordata; Aves; Apodiformes; Apodidae
Gene: LMOD1
Product: leiomodin 1 (smooth muscle)
Exons: 3
Coding region: 1-1872 (623 amino acids)
Biological process (GO): myofibril assembly; muscle contraction; pointed-end actin filament capping
Cellular component (GO): myofibril; striated muscle thin filament
Molecular function (GO): tropomyosin binding; actin binding
Source: RefSeq, a predicted model, not a curated record